Erigeron canadensis is the source of this 2262-nucleotide messenger RNA. RefSeq lists its product as uncharacterized. Bases 178 to 1455 code for a protein of 425 amino acids. NCBI's taxonomy places the organism in Eukaryota, Viridiplantae, Streptophyta, Magnoliopsida, Asterales, Asteraceae. The transcript is spliced from 6 exons. The record is from RefSeq and is a predicted model, not a curated record.
AAAGAGAAGAAUCGAUUUCAACUGAGGCGGAUUUGCUAUUCAAGCUCAAUUUCAUUACUUUGUUUGUGAACACAUUAGGAUCAUGCUCAACAAGAGGGAAAGCUGACGAGAGUGUGUUGGAAUACAUAAAGGAAGACACGGACUUGAAAUCAAAUUGACUGGAGUAGAUAUUUGUGGAUGUGCAUUAAAGAGUGCAAAAAAGGCUGGAGUUUUGACAUGAGCAAAAAAUAUUUUGCUGGACCAGCAACAAUACUGACGUUAUUGUACUUGGAUGGUACAAAGUGCACAUCCAUUCAAGUGGAACGAAUUAGGCCCGCAAUGUUGAAAUGGAAUUAUGACCUGAUGAGCUACCGAGAAGAGGAAGAGAUAAAAAAUGGUGGCUUCGGAAAGUUAGAGAUCGUUCGAGAUUAUCAAAGAAUUGAUGAGGAUGACCAAAAAGUUAACAAAUUUAGAAUCAAUGAUUGGCUACUUCUGACUUUUAAACCUGAAAAUGUGAAGGAAUAUAUGGAUCACUUGGGAACAUUGGAAAGGUUGAUAAAUGGACAACAAGAGAUUAUGCAAACAAUAGCUCGAGAAGCAUGUAAGAAGUAUCCAAGCCAUGAGGAGGUGAAAAAAUGGAUGGAUAAACUGGAACUAAUGUUUGGGCGAGAGCAACAUAUGUACACCACACCCAAGAAAAAUGUUCAAAAAGAGUGUGCUGAUAAAAGUGGUGAGAAUAUGGAGGGGGGGAAAAUGGGUAGUCCACCUAGCCCAUUCUGGUUCUGUGCUACCCUAGAAAGGACAGUUUCAAAAGUAGAAAAUGAGGCAAGUCUAAGAAGAUCACGUGAAAUAAGUGUGAGACUGAAUCAUGAUGAUGUGCCAAGCUUUAGUUUGGGGUUGACACAAGAUAUGGAUAAUGUAAUGGAAAAUGAGACCUUGUUGGCACCGGACGAGGUAAAAGGAAAUGAAAUUGUGUUGUCCCAAUCGGCGAGGGGAAAAGAGGUAGACAUGGAUGUCAAACCACUUGACAGUUGCGUACCUGCAAUCGCAAAUGUUGCUGCUAAGUUGGACCGAGGUAGAAGGAACUUGAAGUUACCUGCAACAUUCAAGUCUCCAUAUGUAAAGCGAGUUGUCGAUAUAUGUGCUCGACUUAGUAAACUCGAUAUGAAAGUGUGGCAACUACUUAAUGAUGGAGUCGGAAACAACACGGAUAUUAUUUUUGCGACAAAAAAUGGAUGUGAGAGUGUGCGUGACUCGGUUUGUAGCCUUGCACGACAAGGUUGGGUAGCUGUAGAUGUUAUAGACAGUUGGGCUGCACUGUUAAACAUUGAUGAAGAGAAAAGAAACAUCUCUUCACCAUUUAGAUUAUUCUGUCACACAGGAAUGACGGUACUAACAAAAUCUCUUUUUUAUAUAGUAAACCAUCUAAUAUAUAGUGAUCUUCAUAACACAUGUGCUACAGAGAAAUUGCAUUAAUCAGCAAGAUAAAGAUGAGGCAGUGAGGAUGAAAUUAUUCAUGUCAGGCCUUGUGGAAGUUAGCUCAAAUCCUGCAUUGAUGAUCCUGAAAGAUGUUGACCUGAUUUUCUUUCCAAUUCUACAAGAUAGGCAUUACUACUUAAUCUGUUACAAUCUAAAGACAUCAUCCUAUGAUAUUAUUGACAACCAAGUAGUAUUAUUGGUAGCUGAACAAAAAUAUGGAAAAGCUCCGAAAAUAUUGCAUACAUUGUUUAUGAAAUAUUUGGAAAACGUUGGACAUACAUCAUGGUCGGCACUUAAGGAUAUGAAGCCAUCAGUUAUGGAAAUGAACUGGUGCACAACAAGCAAUAGCGAUGAUUGUGGCGUUUUCUUGAUGCGUCACAUGGAGUGUUUCAUGGGCGAAAGAAUUGGGAAAUGGGAAUGUGGGUUGGAUCAUGAAGGCGGUUUAAAGAAAAAGCAGAUAGGUAUACUACGAAAGCACUACACCACAAAGUUGUUGAUGUCACCGCACAAUUUGCACAGAAACAAGAUUGUGAAAGAAGCGAACGAGUAUGCUUUAAAUACGAAAACCAAGUGAAGGACUUAGAUCAGUGAACGUUUGCUAUGGUGGUCUACAGUCUUUGUUUUGAGUUUUAAUAAUCCUCCUCUAGUUUAUGACUAGUUCUUUUCUUUUUUGUUUUUUUACCUAGCAUUUUGAUAAGUCGCAAUAAGAAUUUUAUGAAGGUUUUUUUUUUUUUUGGCUAGUUAUUUGAAAACUGAUAGCAUAUGUAUGCACUUUCGUAGUGAAAAUUCAUGUUUCAUGGAAUU